GAGAGAGAACGAGAGAGAGGGAGAGAUAAAGAAGAGAUAGGCGAACAACAAAAGGUACUUGUAGUUUUUGGACAGCUGAAGUUCACAGACAGCAGACGGGAUCCCCUCAUAUGGCCCCGUGUGCGCACACUUAAGUUUUCGCUCAACAGAUAGCUCAGUGAUCGUUUUCUACCAAGCGCAGCGUAGUGUAAAAGUCUUUACGCACGGGAGAGGACGCAGAAAUAUCACCUCAACGGCUCAGAUCAUCAAGGUUUUUACAUGAAUUCAAAAUCAGCCGAGCAGUGAUCGCUGGAAGCUGGGGAUUGAGUCUUUCAGUUUUUAACCCCCACACGCUGACAUGGAGGGCUUUCUUCGUAGCAGCUUUUUACUGAGCAGAGUCAUGUCUUCCAAACAAGCCACGUCUCCUUUUGCCUCUGUGGUCGACGGGGACGAUGCCAUGAGUCAGGAGCACUUGUCCUGGGAGAAAGAGGAGAGUGCUGAGGCCCACGGCACACCACAGCUGCCCCUGCACAGUCUGCUUCAUGGAAAAGCCCACCCCGAUGAAAUGCAACCACUCAGCAGUGUACCGCCAGAGAGCGACUGGGACAGCCUGGUGUCAGCCCAACAGCGCAUGGAGUCUGACAGCAAUAAAGUAUGUUCCCUGUACUCCUUCCGGAACAAUUCCACUUCUCCACACAAGCCGGAGGAGGGGGCCCGGGAGCGGAGUGACCUGCUGAGCGGAUCAGCAUUUGGAACUCCGGAGCGCCGCAAAGGAAGCCUGGCAGACGUAGUGGACACGCUGAAGCAGAAGAAGCUGGAGGAGAUGACAAAGACAGAGCAAGACGAAUCCUCAUGCAUGGAGAAACUUCUUUCUAAAGACUGGAAAGAGAAGAUGGAGAGGCUGAACACGAGUGAACUGCUUGCAGAAGUAAAAGGUACUCCAGAGAGCCUGGCAGAAAAGGAGCACCAGCUCUCUACGAUGAUCACCCAGCUGAUCAGCCUGCGAGAACAGCUACUGGCAGCCCACGAUGAACAGAAGAAACUCGCCGCCUCACAAAUGGAGAAACAGAGGCAGCAAAUGGAGUUAGCACGUCAGCAGCAGGAGCAGAUUGCAAGACAACAGCAGCAGCUCCUGCAGCAGCAGCACAAAAUCAACCUCCUCCAGCAGCAGAUCCAGGUCCAGGGUCACAUGCCUCCGCUCAUGAUCCCCAUUUUUCCACACGACCAACGCACUCUGGCAGCAGCAGCCGCCGCCCAGCAAGGCUUUCUCUUCCCCCCAGGAAUGUCUUAUAAGCCAGGUGAUAACUACCCAGUGCAGUUCAUUCCAUCCACAAUGGCAGCUGCAGCAGCGUCAGGACUCAGCCCCCUUCAGCUUCAGCAACUGUAUGCCGCCCAGCUUGCCAGCAUGCAGGUCUCUCCUGGAGCCAAGAUGCCUCCGCUCCCCCAGCCCCUCAAUGCAAGUGGGCCCAUUUCUCCUUCCUCUCUGAAGAAUGACAAGACUUCCUCCAGCCCCAUCGCUCAAGUCAAGGAGGAGGGAACACAGCCGCUCAACCUGUCUGCCCGGCCAAAGACGACAGAACUUGUCAAAUCCCCCACUUCUCCGACACAAAACCUCUUCCUAGGCAGUAAAAGCAGCCCGAACAAUCUCAUCAGCAAGGGUGGGAUCCCUAGUCCGCUUGGAGGAGGUCUGGGUCGGGGCUCAUCUCUUGAUAUCCUGUCCAGCCUAAACUCUACAGCGCUGUUCGGGGACCAGGACACGGUGAUGAAGGCGAUCCAGGAAGCUCGGAAAAUGAGGGAGCAGAUCCAGAGGGAACAGCUGCAACAUCACCAGCAGGGCAUGGAGGCCAAGCUGUCCGCCCUCAGCUCAGUGGGCCUCAACAACUGCAGAGUUGACAAGGAGAGGGCGCAUUUUGAGGGCAUUGGGCACCACCUCAGCAAGCUGGGCGAAGAAGGAAAGAUUGGUCACAGAGUUAUUGACCUCACCAGGCCGGAAGAUCUAGACGGGUCCAAGGAGGUAAAUGGCUCUGCAGAUAAACCCCAACCCUAUUAUUGUUGGCCAACAGGAGGCACUGGAUCUACAGAGGCGCGAGUCUUCAGGGAGUCCCGAGGGAGAAACAACAACGAGCCACACAUUAAAAGGCCCAUGAAUGCGUUCAUGGUGUGGGCCAAAGAUGAGCGGCGCAAGAUUCUCCAGGCUUUCCCUGACAUGCACAAUUCCAACAUAAGCAAGAUUUUGGGUUCACGGUGGAAGUCCAUGUCCAACCAGGACAAGCAGCCAUAUUACGAGGAGCAGGCCCGUCUUAGUAAGCUCCAUCUAGAAAAGUACCCAAACUACAAGUACAAGCCUCGGCCUAAGAGGACCUGCAUUAUCGAUGGAAAAAAACUACGCAUCGGAGAGUACAAGCAGAUGAUGCGCUCACGGCGGCAAGAGAUGAGGCAGUUCUUCACUGUGGGACAACCGCCACAGCUCCCCAUCACCACCAGCGCCAAUAUGGUCUAUCCUGGGGCCAUCACUAUGGCGACCACCACACCGUCACCUCAGAUGACAUCAGAGUGCUCAAGUGCCUCAGUGAGUCCUGAGCCGUCCAUUCCUGUCAUUCAGAGCACCUACAACAUGAAGCUAGAGCCCAACAACAUGGUCAACAACAGCGAGCCGGUCAACGGCGAGGACGAGAUGGACUUGUAUGAAGAUUUUGAGGAUGAGCCCAAAUCAGACUAUAGUAGUGAAAAUGACACACAAGAGCCAGUCAGCGCCAACUGAGACCCCCUAAAACAGAGAGGUCAAAGCAGACACAGGACUCAUACGGGAAGACGCCUCAAGGGUUGGUCUGAACUGAGGGAGCGAUGGAGCAAAAUAAAACAAAACUACACCGCGAAGGUUUUAAAAUGUUUAAAAAAAUAACAAAAAUGUAACAUCUGGAAGCCAGCAUGCAGAUGUGGCUUCAUCAGAGUCUAAAGCUAUUUGGUCUUAAGUGUUUCUUAAAGUGUGUGAAGCAGUUUGGUUGUGGUUAUUUUGAUUUCUUUUAUGUCUUUGUUUAAUUUUUUUCAUCGUGAUCAUGGACAUUUUCACAAUUAGGUUAUUGCCAAGAACAAAAGACGGAACUUGAAAUGGAUCGUUUGAUAUGAAUUCUUACUCUUGUUAAUCUUGUUUGCCUCUUUAAUUAGAUGAUUUUGAUAUUUUGCAAAACUGUUAAAGAUGGGAAUAAUUUUCUCACUCAGGUAAAGUGCGCCAGCCAACAGCUCGUGAAUGUUUUGAAUCAAGAAAUAAUUAAUAUCAAAUAUCUCAAAAUUAAUAAGGAGUAAUUACAACUUAGAACAGAGGGGAAAAUACUAUUAUUAUUAUUAUUAUUAUUAUUAUUAUUAUGUGUUCUGUUAUUGUUAUUACACAAACUGCAAGUGUAGAAGUGCCAAACAUUUUAAGAAGUUUCUAAAAAUCUGUUAAGUCUUUUGGGAGGGGCUUUGUGAGUCUUGGACAAUCUCUUGAUCUCUUAAUACAUCUUCAUCAUCCAGUCUUUCUUUAAUUCACCCUGACAGAAUAAACAAAUGACACUCAGGAACUUGGAGGCAGCAGGCUCGGCAGGAGGUUACACUAUGGGACAUUUAUGUCUGUUAGCUUGUGAUGCUAGCUGUCCUCCAGGGAGCCCAAUGCAGUGAUCAUCAAUGAACUUGGCCAGCCCCCUUUCAUUUCCUUAUCCCAGUCCCACACAGAGCACCAAGGCCUCCUUAACUCUUUUCCAGCUCUGCAAACCUAGUCUGACUCACCAAGUUCUUAAUCAGAGUGAUUGUAAUCAGGCCAGAAUGCUAAAGGGCCAAAGGCCUCCAAUCUGUGGGAUUGGAACAGCAGCGAAAGGCAGCUUUGGGGGCAUUACAAUCUCAAAUUGAUGUUGUACAAUGUGCAGCUACAGUACUUUCUGUUAAACGCUUUAGCCCUACUUGGAUGGCAAGUUUAAAGUCUUAGGUCUUAGAACUUUUUUUUUUUUCAAUCCUAAUUCUUUUUAGACAUUGUAAAUCUUAAAUUGACACUAAGAAGUCUUAAAGCAGAGCACGGACAUUGGGUUGAUGCAAUGACUUGAUUACUGCUGCAGUCUUAAAGAGGAGUGACAGUUUAUGAGGAUAUUUAUGGAGAAAGGCUUAAAUCUUAUGUUUGUUUCUUAAAUUACCUUGUCAAAUACACAGCCGGGGUAACUUUUAAAACACUGAUUUUUUUUUUUUUUUUUUUGCAUUAGUGCACUUACACAAAUCUUACUCAGUCACCCUUGAGCCUUAUGUUGUUAUUUCUAAUAAUCUUAUCAGCUUUCGGGAUGCACUUAGCUCUUGCAUUUAAAACAGGAAAACAUGCAAUGACUCAGAAAAACAAGGGGCACAAAGUCUUUAUCCUAAUUUCAGCUCCAAAGCUGACAAGCGGUGACCUUCUGGAGGCUGCAGCUAGAUAAAGCAGGGGCCUUGAUGUUGAGACUCAGAUCCUCUUUACAGGGCAGAAGGUCUAAGUGGCUCCCCUCCCUGCCAUGCCCUGCUCUGACCCCUGCCCGUGGCAACCUCAGCACCCAGGGGGCACCAUCUGGCCCAGAGAAGGAGAAAAACACCAGGGAGGGGAUAGGGAAACAAUAAAAACGGGGUGUGUGUCCCUCAUUGUGCUCUCCAUCAAAGUGCUGGUGGUAAGGCCUCAACAGGGCUCUCACCCUGGCCCCCAAUCACCAGGCAGUGGUGAGCAGAUGGAACAAGUACAUCAAGCUGUGGGGGAUUAUUAAAAUGACUGACGACUGGGUAUCAUCUGAAAUACAGCAUUAUUAAUGCAUGAGUCCAGCUAUUCCCCUCUCUUGCCCUUGAACCUGUCCACUACAGAAAGAGCACAGAUAUUUUUGAAGGAUCUGGUUACUGGUUUUAACUGGACAACAUCCCCACUGCUGGUCACUGCAUUUUUCUCCUCCUAUAGCUACAGAUGUCUUUUUUCCACUCAUCAUUUUUUACUCUUUUUGUCUUGUUGAAUUGUUUCUACUUUUUGGAGUUAUUUUUACUACGUCUUGAAAGUUUAUAAAUCACCCCAUUGAUUAUUCUUUUUCUUUUCUACAUCAUAUCCCUCUCGAUUAAUAUUGAGAUAUAUUAUGAGGUAUUAAACAUUUAGAUAAUGCUCUACAACAAACAAAACCCAAGCAGACAUCCCUCCAAGUAGACCUGUUUGGUAUUUUUAAGCCGUUUGCUCCUGUUUGCUGGUGGUCAGGAUUGAUUUGUAUGUGAUUGUAAAUACUUUCAUGACCACGCCACACUCGCCGUAGUUGGCUGGUACUUUAAAAUGGACUCUUUACAGAACUGAAACUUGACUGUGCUUAUAUAGCGAAAAAAAGAAAAAACAGGAAAAAAAAAUGACAAGAGCUCACGAGGAGACAUUGUUUCAUAAGUGUUAUAAGCACUGGAUAUAAAUUGUAUUUUUUAUCAAUUCUGACUAAUGUGAAGCUGUUUGCAAAAAAAAAAAAAAACACCAUUAAUGAACAAACCCCCCACCCCGGUUGGACUCAUGUGGGUUUGCUCUCAAAGUUGCCAGAUUUGAGUCUUUUUUUGUCUACUUAUUUUGUUUAUUUAUGCAGAGACACAUGUGAUGAAUGAACACUUUGUUGAAGCUUCAGGGCUGCCUAGGGGAGAGACUCAGCACAAGAAAGUGAGCAGAAAAUUCAACAGCAGGCUCGGUUAGCCGUCAAACACCAAACUUCAGACUUUAGUAUUUGAAACUGAAGAGAACCAACCUAUUGUAUUUAUUAUCAGCCUCUGCUGACUCUAAAACAUGUAAGUAAAAAAUAAAAACAACUUUGACAAUCAGUGGAAUCAAAAAAGGUUAAUUGGAGCUAAAACGGUUUUCAGUGAAUUCAUCAUCUCAUUUAGAUUUUAUUGUAAAUAACAUAGGAAAUAUAUUUUUGUUCACUAGUGAAGUAUAAGUUAUGUAUGUGGCUGUUCUGUUUCAUUUUGUUUUAUUUUUGUACGUGGUUUCAUGUUUUUCAAAAGCUGACAAGUCACUGUACCUCAAGUAGAUGCUGAUUUUUUUCUUUUUCCUGGAGGAGAGUGGUACUGGACCUGAGACGGAGAGCGCCUCAUCACUCGCUUCAGUUUUGAUAAUCUUCCCCUUGGCUGUUCAAAAAAGAAAGCAAUCAAAUUAAAUCCAUCAUUAUUAGAUGUAUAAACAGAAAUAAAAUAAGGUACUCAAACAAAAAGCACUUGAUGUAAAAUAAUGAUUCGAUAAUUUGUUUUCAAUACAAUCUUAAAUGGAAUGCUGUUCAUCCUCACUUCUGUUUUGUCUUUAUUACAGCACUCAAAGCUGAUGAGCUGAUUUCAUCCUUUAAAAAUGAUUGCAUGCAUUUGCAUUAUCAUAAUAAUUAAAGGUGUUUUACAUGAAUGAUUGUUUCAAACACAAGUGAUGUUUUAAGAUUUUUUUAUGUGUUUUUGAAAGGUGGGAGCGUGCAAAUAUUUAUUUUAUUUUGUGGCAAAACGCACACACAAUGUGCAUCUUUUUAAAUAAUUCGAAGUCAUCUUUUUGUAUGUUGCUGUUUUUUAUGUACAUGUUCAUGACUAUCAAGCCAUCUGCAAAUGUAGCCCUCACUAUUGUUUUCAUCUUAAUCCACGUUUGGACAUGCAAAUGGUUUGACAAACUGAAGACAAAAGCUGAUGCUGUUUCGACAUUACUUACUGUAAUUUCAGUUUGAUUUUUCUGUCUGGACUUUGUGAUGUAUAUGGUGGGAAUGUUCUCUGUGUUAAUUUAAUCAGCACAAUUCACUGACAUGCUGGACUGACAUGCUAGCUGCUGUUCAGAAGUGUAAAAUUUGUCAUUUGGGGCAACUUUUUGUUGUCUUUGGUACUUUUUUUUUUUUUUUUUUUUUGCUUUUUUAGACUCGUCUCUCAAGCAACACUGUGUGUGGCUCUUCUGUCACUGGAGCCAUCGUUUUGAAAUCGCUGGCAGCCUGAUACAGUUUUCUGCAUAGACUUUUUUUUGUUUUCCUGGCAGGUACCUAGGCCCACAGCAAGUAUUGUUUGGGUGUUACUAGAGAAAAUGAAAUACAUAGUGUCUGUUGCUGCUUUAAAAAAGUUUAUGUCUGAAUAUGUAAAUAGUUUAUCAUAAUAUCUUGUACAGUCCAAUGUAAAGUUUUUAAUUCAACUUAAAAAAACUGUUGCCAUCACAUUUGUGUUCACAUUCUUCUUUAUACAGUACAGAAGAUCAAUUAUUUGCUAGGGGUAUUAUUGCUAAAAAGAGAAAAUGGAAAUGUUACUAAUUUUUUUAUGUUUUUUGUUUUGUUUGGUUUUUUUUUGUUUGUUUGCUUGGCUUCAAAGUGUACACCAGCAAGUCUUUGGUUUCCAUGUGCAGUAUUGACGUGAGGUAAACUUAAGGUGAAUCAUUUUACAGUGGUGUGUGUGAGAGCGAUCUCUUCAGCUUUGGUAGUUUUAAUACACUAUAUCAAAUAAAAACAAACCAAUGAGUGACACACUCAGGUGCAGCUAAGCACUACAGAAGUGUGUAUACUGUAUAUGAAUAAAAUAUCCCCACAGGAUCGAUUCAGGCAAAUUACAAUGUAACACCAUUUUCUGUAUGUCUCAGUCCAUUGUAACAAUGCAACAGUGGGAUGAAUAACUGCCUGUUUAAGCUCAUUUACCUCAAAAAUGUCCUCCUUUUCUGUAAACCACAGAAAUUGUGUUACAGAAAACUUCCCCCAUCACUCCAUCUUUUGUACUGCUGUUGACACAAAUUAAAGAGACAUUUUGUUUUAA
This is a messenger RNA of Cheilinus undulatus (humphead wrasse), 7725 nucleotides long. RefSeq names its product SRY-box transcription factor 6 (gene sox6). The record is from RefSeq and is a predicted model, not a curated record. NCBI's taxonomy places the organism in Eukaryota, Metazoa, Chordata, Actinopteri, Labriformes, Labridae. Gene Ontology annotation, cellular component: nucleus. Gene Ontology annotation, molecular function: RNA polymerase II cis-regulatory region sequence-specific DNA binding; DNA-binding transcription factor activity, RNA polymerase II-specific. Gene Ontology annotation, biological process: regulation of transcription by RNA polymerase II; central nervous system development; cell fate commitment. Bases 338 to 2740 code for a protein of 800 amino acids. The transcript has 17 exons.